AUGAAAGAAGAACCCCACAUUGCCGUCCAGACAACGGACACGAAUAAGGGUUCAGAAGCCGAAGCUUUUCUCGGUGGAAAGUGCGGCCAGCGUUUAAUAACCCACAUCAUCGAUGAGACAGCUUGUCAAACUCCUGACCUCGAAUGCGUGUCUAUUCUACGAAGCAACAAUCCCCGCGAUGGCUGGAAGCCUAUCAGCUGGUCCCAAAUCGCCAAUGCCGUCAAUUAUGCAGCACAUAUGAUUAUUAUGCAGGCCGGCCACCCAGUACCUGGCACAUUCCCUACAGUGGCCUACAUCGGCCUGGAGGACCCACGUUACCUCGCCUUCGUGAUCGGUGCUAUCAAGGCGGGCUAUAAAGCCCUACUCAUCUCACCUCGCAACUCGGUAGAGGCACAGCUAAACUUGUUUGUUCAAACGAAAUGCAGUAUAUUAUUCCAUGAACAGCAGUACGCGCCGAUGGUACAGCCAUGGGUGGAUUCCAAGCCGGGAAUGAAGAGUGUGGCUGUAGCUCCAUUUAAGGAAUGGGUUGCUGAUGGAGUGACAUCGGUUCCAUACAGCAAAACCUUUUCCGAGGCAGAGUGGGACCCCUUUCUGGGUAUGGUCGCUAUGUAUGAUCUUCAUCGUUAUAUACCAGCACGCAACGGCAGCUUGACUUUCCUUCCGACAUGGACUAACUUUCCUAAUACACGCCAUCUGCUUAUAAUGCCAUUGUUUCCUGCUGCAGGUAUUAUUAUGUCGACAGUGUUCGAAUUUUACUACAACGCUCCGAUCAUGUUUCGGGAGCCCUCCCGACCUAUAACGGGCGAUAAUAUACUCGAGUGGUUGCAACACAGCAGCCCUGGGUGGACGAUAAUACCGCCGGCUAUUUUAGAUCACAUGUCUCGCUCACAAGAGGCAAUUGAUGAACUAAAAAAGCUGCACAUCGUGGGUUUUGGAGGAGGUAAAAAGCCUUUCGCGGCACAACUCGGUGCUAGAUAUUGGGCUAACCUGAAUACUAUCUUCCCAGGCUCUAUUUCCCCGGAAACACCUAAUCGACUGGUGCAACAUGGUAUUAAAUUGGUGAACAUUAUUGCAACUACAGAGUGUGCUUUCUUUCCUUGUUAUUCUCAGUCGGACGUCGCCAUGUGGCAGUGGUUCAUCUUUCCUAGUGAUUUAAUGGGCAUUGAGUGGCGGUUAGUCGGAGAGAAUACAUACGAGCAGGUCAUAAUGCGCAAGGAUAAGCACCCCGGGCUACAGAGUUGCUUUUACACCUUUCCCGAGCUGGACGAGUUUAGCACCAAAGACCUGUACCAGCCACAUCCAACCCUGGCAGACCACUGGACAUACAUCGGAAGAGCUGACGAUAUUAUUGUCUUCUCCACGGGAGAGAAGCUCAACCCUGUCUCCAUUGAAAUGGCUGUUACGGGUCACCCGGAGGUAGUUGGCGCCCAGGUCGUUGGCAGUAAGCAGUUUCAUGCCGCACUAAUCGCUGAGCCAGCGCAAUAUCCCAAGAGCGAGGAAGAAAAGAAGCUGUUUCUUGAUGGUAUUUGGCCAACUAUUGAGAGUGUUAAUGCCGAAACAGUUGCACAUGAUCGUAUCUCUCGCGACUAUGUCUUUUUAACGGAUCCAAAAAGACCAUUUCCCGUGCAGGCAAAGUGUGUGUUCCAAGGUGAUGAGCUGGGCGCAAAUGACGAUUUAUUUACCGUGGGGAUGGACUCGUUACAAGUAAUCCAGCUGUCGCGCACGUUGCGAGCAAGUCUGUUGAACGCGGGCGUUGAGCUUGGCGAGAAUGAGAUAGACCCGCGAGCUAUCUAUACUCAUCCAUCAGUCACGGAGCUAGCGAAGCAUAUCUUUGCUCUAGUUCAUGCAAUUCGUGACAAGGUAGAGCAGGGCGAAAAUUCAUGCUCAGGUGUGACGGUCGAUGACAAGGCCAUUUUCGAUGCACUCGUUAACAAUCCAUUCGCGACCUCCCAGUUGCAGCGCCCAACAAGCCAGCUCCGGCCAACAAAGGACAAGUAA
This is a messenger RNA of Penicillium cosmopolitanum, 1998 nucleotides long. RefSeq names its product non-ribosomal peptide synthetase. Bases 1 to 1998 code for a protein of 665 amino acids. The transcript is spliced from 4 exons. The record is from RefSeq and is a predicted model, not a curated record. Lineage: Eukaryota; Fungi; Ascomycota; Eurotiomycetes; Eurotiales; Aspergillaceae.